This is a messenger RNA of Tetranychus urticae (two-spotted spider mite), 593 nucleotides long. RefSeq names its product ribosomal protein L23 (gene RpL23). The record is from RefSeq and is a predicted model, not a curated record. Gene Ontology annotation, molecular function: structural constituent of ribosome; large ribosomal subunit rRNA binding. Gene Ontology annotation, biological process: translation. Lineage: Eukaryota; Metazoa; Arthropoda; Arachnida; Trombidiformes; Tetranychidae. Gene Ontology annotation, cellular component: ribosome; cytosolic large ribosomal subunit.
GAAAAGGAAAUCAAUUUUAUUCACUUCCAAUUCGGUUUGUGUUUUUGGUUAGUGUAAGUUAACUUGUGUAUUGUUUAAUUAAUCUAGUUUGAGUUAAAUUUAUAUUAUAAUUAAAAAUGACUAAGAGAGGUCGUGGUGGUACUGCGGGAGCUAAAUUCCGUAUCUCAUUGGGUUUACCGGUUGGUGCUGUUAUCAAUUGUGCUGACAACACUGGAGCCAAAAAUCUUUAUGUUAUUGCUGUAGCUGGUGUCAAAGGACGACUUAAUCGUUUACCUGCAGCCGGUUGUGGUGACAUGUUCGUCGCCACAGUUAAAAAAGGUAAACCUGAGCUUCGUAAGAAGGUUAUGCCAGCAGUCGUUGUAAGACAACGAAAACCUUUCCGCAGGAAGGAUGGUGUCUUCAUCUACUUCGAGGAUAAUGCUGGUGUCAUCGUCAACAACAAAGGAGAAAUGAAAGGUUCAACCAUCACUGGUCCAGUAGCUAAGGAAUGUGCAGAUCUUUGGCCUAGGAUAGCCUCUAAUGCAUCCAGUAUCCAAUAGACGAUGUUAAAAUCCACUAUAAACCUUAAAAUAAAAAUCUUUUCAAACGGAUAA